ACUAUUCGAGCUGCUCAAGCAUGUGACUCGGCCGUUUUAGUGCCAAAGGGUGUCGAUGACUUCCCUCCGGCUCGCGGAAUUCAAAUGAGGGGGACUGUGGACGUGUGGUGCAUUGUUCAUGAUGGCGGUCUUCUCCUUCUGCUUGCUUAUCUAUUAUUGCGCAACCGGACCUGGUGCAAGUGUUCCUUGCGUAUUUAUGUAGUCGCCAGCGAGGCGGACAAUAACGUGAUUCUGGAGAAAGAUAUGACUCGUUUCGUCUACGACCUGCGCAUAAACGCCAAAGUCAGUGUUGUAGAGAUGUCAACAGUCGAUAUAUCAGCUUAUAUAGCACAACGGACGGCCACAGUUGAAGCACGUAAGGCGAUGCUGCAAGAAAUGAAUCUUGCAACUGUGGCAGCCCGAUGCGACAUGCAGGCCAUGCUAGACUCCCGCUACAAGCCCAAGAGUUCGCUUACGAACAGCGCGCCUGGCCAUACGACCAUCAUCGACGCCAUAACAGCCUCCAAGACUAAUUCUACGGCGGGUGACCAAGUGGCCGUGGCUUCGGCCAGAAAGGCAGCUCUUCGUCAACAAACCUGCGUCGAAUUGAAUCCGCCAAAAGUGGUGGUAACAGCGAUCGGGGACGACUCACCUUCGAUGGAGCUAAGCGCUGACGGCUCUCCUGAAGAAACUAAAAUGGUUUGUUUUUUACUUGGAGCCAGCCACCACAAUUGCUGA
This is a messenger RNA of Protopolystoma xenopodis, 717 nucleotides long. NCBI's taxonomy places the organism in Eukaryota, Metazoa, Platyhelminthes, Monogenea, Polystomatidea, Polystomatidae. The record is from the annotation of a GenBank genome assembly.